AUGGGUGGUCAAUGCACCGCCAAGGAAUUCACACAAAACCCGCUUUCUUCAAUCCCCAACACGUCCCCUUCCGAGCCAGCGUCUGUCGAAGACUACCUCCAGGACGAUGUUCAGGACGACUUCUCUUUGAAUCCCUCUUCAGAGUCCGACUUGGAAGAUUCAGACAAUAAACCAUCAACUUCCCGGCAGCUGUAUACGUCACGCUCCCAUACCCACCUGCCACCGCAUACGGCUACCACGCUCUUUCCUCCCUUCUACAACAGGCCGCCAACCCCGCUUCCCCCAUCUCCUUCGUUGACAUCCCUCCUCCGGCCUUCGUUCAGCACACAGACGUCGCGUCCCACCACCCCAGACUCGUCGGAUGUUGAUUUGCCCGCGGCCACUGGUACUGCUACGAAUGGGACAAACACGCCGACGUCUACGACGACAAACCUAGCAAGCAUUACUAAGUCGGCACGCCAUGCGCCGAUGGUGCCUCGGGCGUCGCCGAAGGUCCCUACAUACGAGUACUAUGGCUUCGCGCUAUAUCUGGCGAGCUCUGCGGCGUUCUUGAUGUACAUUCUAUGGGCAUACGUUCCCUCUCCUCUACUGCACCAGAUGGGGAUUCACUACUAUCCCAACCGCUGGUGGGCGCUAGCCGUACCUGCAUGGAUGGUGGUAUUCGUCGUGUACAUAUACGUGGCGCUAGCGAGCUAUAACACUAGAUACCUAACAUUGCCACUGAGCAGCUGCGAAAACUUGGCCGAUGAGUGCGCGCAGGUCGCAGUGAUUGAUCGGCGGACCGGGAAGAUAGCACGCGACCGACUAGUCGGAAAAAGUAAGUGGCACGAAAACGACAAAGACGGCAAGGGCCAAAGCAGCUCGAUCUCAGCAAAUCAGUUUAGCGCUUCUGAAGACGUGGAUUGGAAGAGACUUUGGAGCACGGGCACGGAUGCGGUUAUGGAUGUGCCAAUUGGAGGCGUGUGCGAGAUUCUGUAUGGACGGAGUCGCGAGCCAGCAGGAUGA
Molecule: messenger RNA, 1005 nt
Organism: Lindgomyces ingoldianus
Lineage: Eukaryota; Fungi; Ascomycota; Dothideomycetes; Pleosporales; Lindgomycetaceae
Product: PIG-P-domain-containing protein
Exons: 2
Coding region: 1-1005 (334 amino acids)
Source: RefSeq, a predicted model, not a curated record